Malaya genurostris is the source of this 759-nucleotide messenger RNA. RefSeq lists its product as uncharacterized. The transcript has a single exon. NCBI's taxonomy places the organism in Eukaryota, Metazoa, Arthropoda, Insecta, Diptera, Culicidae. The record is from RefSeq and is a predicted model, not a curated record. Bases 1 to 759 code for a protein of 252 amino acids.
AUGUUUGAGUGCAAGAUUGCAUCCACGCCUAUUAAGUGUCGUUUGCGCUUGAAGAAAGGAGAGGAAGCCGAGCGUACUGAUAAACCGUACCGAGAGUUAAUCGGAUGUCUUACAUACGUGACGUUGACAUCAAGGCCGGAUUUAUGUGCAGCUGUUAGCUAUCCCCUUCAGUUUCAGAGUUGCCCUACAGAGGUGCAUUGGGUGCAUGCGAAGAGAGUACUGCGUUACAGUAGAGGAACGUUGGACUUAGAACUGGUGUUUGCUGUUGAGGAUUCGGUUCCAAUUUUGGAAGCAUUUGCUGAUGCGGAUUGGGCGAACGAUGCUGUUGAUAGACGUUCGCUUACUGGAUAUGUCUUCCGAGCAUGCGGUGCAGCUGUAAGCUGGUUGACCAGGAAACAAUCUACCAUCUCGCUGUCGUCCACCGAAGCGGAGCUAGUGGCGUUAAGUACUGCUGCCUGUCAUGGAAUUUGGUUGGUGCGUCUGCUGAAAGAUUUGGCGAAGGAGCCGGAGAGCCCCGUUGUGUACUACGAGGAUAACCAGUCUACAAUUAGAAUAGUUGAAGAUGAACGUGAUACUGGCCGAUUGAAACAUGUAGAUGUCAAACACCGAUUCGUACGUGAAGAGAUUCAGCGGGGGCAUGUAGCAGUUCGUUAUAUUCCUACUGGUGAGCAAGUGGCGGAUAUCAUGACAAAAGGGUUGCCGAUAAGUCUGUUCCUGAAGCAUCGAGCAAAUCUAGGCUUGGCACGUUCCGGAUAUUGA